Molecule: messenger RNA, 2439 nt
Organism: Metopolophium dirhodum (rose-grain aphid)
Lineage: Eukaryota; Metazoa; Arthropoda; Insecta; Hemiptera; Aphididae
Exons: 2
Coding region: 599-1825 (408 amino acids)
Source: RefSeq, a predicted model, not a curated record
GUUUUCCGCCGAUAAACAAAAUUACUAUUUAUCAUAAUAAUCGGUACCUAUUAUAUUAUUAAUAUUAUGGUAUGGGUACGCGUGUUUACGUCUCAUAUUAUAUUAUGCCUAUCACGCGGGUAUACCGUCUAUCCGAACGCAUUGUAAAUCCGAGACAAAACCACUGCGACUGCGUGUCGCGUAGUCGACGGACGAAUUAAUAUUGUUCUGUACAACAGUCGUGUGCCUACGCCUACAACUUCUGUUCGGUAGAAAUAAUAAUAUCAAUAAUGAUAAAAACAACGACAACAGAUAGGUACGAAUCAAUCACAACGAAAUUACAUAAAAUAUAAAAUAAUACCAUUACUGUGAUAUAUUAAUACCGCCGCAGACGCUAGUAAACGAGACACGAGUUAUACGUCCUGUGCACAAAUCGAUGUACACAUAAUAUUAUAUUAUUAUUAUCUAUUGUUAUAAAUGAAUUGAGCUGUGUCGCGCGCUUUUUGGAUUUCUUUUCGUUUACCGACGUGUGUCGUUAUAAUGCUACAACACGUGUAAACCGGCCUCGCAAAACUGCAGCUACAGACUACUGGAGCGGACGGACACGCAAACCGGUUCGAUGGCCAACCGCAAUGGCGGAAGUAGCUGUAGUUGUAGCGACGAUGAUGACGACGACGACGACGACGAAGAAAAAGACGACGACGACAGCGGAUCGUGUUCGAGCUGUUCGACCGCGGAAGCCGACGACAGUGGCGGCGACGGCGCGACCCGACGGCGGCUAACGUGCGGCAGGACGACCGCCGCGGCCGCGGCCACGUCGUUUGACCUGUUGGACGCGCGGCGCCUGCCGGACCUAUUGGACGCCGAGCGGCUGGUGGCCGUCCUGGACGGGUGUCUGGAAUCGGAGUACGUGCGAGGCUGCGUGGUCGAGACGUGGGACGCGGUGCUCAGCGAACACCUGGAGGCCAUCGCGCACCUGGUCCUGUACCAGACACCCGAGCACGCCGUCAGCCAGGCCGUGUACGAACAGCUCGUCGGGCUGUCCGCGUCCCUCCGUCCGCCCGCCAACGACGGCCAGCAACAGCAACAGCGGCCGGCCCGCGUGGACGCGGAACGGGUUUACGGCACGCUCAGGUCGGCGGCCCGAUCGCUGUUGACCACCAGGGUGGACGCGUGCUGCCGGCAGAGCAUGUGCCGGGCCGUCGGGCUGGCCGUGGCCGCGCUCCGGUGCAGCACGCGGCCCGUGUUCUCGGUGGAAAACUUCGUGGUCGAGAUCAAUGAGGCAGCCAACUUCGCCAACUUGUACUGCACCGGGUACGCCAAGCGCAUAUGCGCCGCGCUCGAGGGAAUCUACGACACGGUCAUGGCCGGUGAUUAUCACCCUACCAACGUCGUGGUCCAGAUGGCCGUCAUGGACAAGUGCAUCAGGGCGGCGGUGCGGACGCUCUCCGACGGCCGAGCGACGGCCGCACAGAAGACGGCCGCCCAGCGGUCGCUGCUCGCCGAGCUCGACGACGUGGGCGCGACGGUGCGUAUGAAGAACUACGGUUGCGUGGACGACGCGGCCGCCGACUCCCCGCCGCACCAGCUCGCGAUGGCCACAGCGUCGUCCAGGGCCGCCCGGGUCGUCCACUUCACCAUGAGCCCGUGGCGGGCGCCCAUCCGCAUGUACCACCAACAGUCGCCGACCAGCGUGGACCAGGUGCUCAGGGCCACCGUCCGCCUGGUCGAGGCGCUCAUCGCCGAACUGUUCAAGCCGUGCUUGAGCGGCCGGCACCGCAUCCGCCGCCACCGCCGACGCCGCCGCACGUCCAGCAGCCGUCAGCAACACGACAAACAGCUCUAGGGCCGCCCAAAUUUGUAUAUAUAUAUGUAAAUAAAUUUUACCCGUUCCCCGCCAACCUACCUAUCACAAUAUGCGAAAAUCAAGAGUUUUAUUUUUAUUAUUAUUAUUAUUGUAAUUAUUGCGUGCACCCACAUUUUAUAUUAUUAAACUUUGGUCUUUAAAUUAUUAUAAUAUUUAUACAUAAUGUCUAGAUACAUCAAGGUUAUCGAGGAAGAAAUUGGAGUGCAUCGAUACGUAUAUCGGGUCAAUUUUGAGCGUUCAAGAAGUUACACGUGAAGUGUACACGCGAUAUACGUACCGACCCGUAUCGGACUCAGACUUCGAUACGAGGCGGUUCGUAACUAUAUUCCUUAUCAAUGCUUAUCGUAUUUUUCUUCUCGAAAAUCAUGUAUAUUAAUGUGUGUCAGUGUGCUGUACGCCUGUACAUAAUUAUUGUUAGAUAUUAAUUGGCAAUACGAUUUUAUGAUAUUGUACACGGUUUUUUUUUAUUUUUUGCCAUACUUUGCGUUUACGACACUUACAAUAUAAUAGAUUGUUAUUUGUUAUUGUACUUACAUCAUUGACAGUAUUGUAAUAAUAUAAUGUCACAGCAGUGGCGCAGUCCGUUUUUUGAA